Messenger RNA from Pipra filicauda (Wire-tailed manakin), 9531 nucleotides. Its product is annotated as mucin-5AC. Gene Ontology annotation, cellular component: extracellular matrix. Gene Ontology annotation, molecular function: protein binding. The transcript has 39 exons. The record is from RefSeq and is a predicted model, not a curated record. Bases 1 to 9531 code for a protein of 3176 amino acids. Lineage: Eukaryota; Metazoa; Chordata; Aves; Passeriformes; Pipridae.
AUGGUUGCACGCAGCCCAGAUCCCGAUUCAAAUUUGACCUCUUUCAAAUCCCAAGAAGUGACAAUCAUUCCACCUUUUCAAAACACACUGAAAGUAAAGGCUGGCAACCCCUCUCACAAUGGCCGUGUGUGCAGCACAUGGGGUAACUUCCACUUCAAAACCUUUGAUGGGGACAUCUUUUACUUCCCUGGAGUCUGCAAUUACAUCUUUGCAUCCAACUGCAAGUCUUCCUAUGAGGACUUCAACAUCCAGAUUAGGCGUACAAUGGCGGAAAAUGCUACCGUGAUCACUCACGUCAUCAUGAAGCUGGAAGGAGCAGUGAUUGAACUGACCCGUGGCUCUGUCCGGCUAGACAACAAAUUGGUUCAGAUGCCCUACAGCCAUAUGGGAGUCUUGAUAGAGAGAAGUAACAACUAUCUGAAAGUUUCUGCCAAGUUAGGACUGACCUUCCUUUGGAAUGAACAGGAUGCCCUCCUGGUGGAACUAGAUAAGAAAUAUGCCAAUCAGACUUGUGGACUUUGUGGGGACUUCAAUGGAAUUCCAGUUAACGAUGAAUUUAUUUCAGGGAAGACAAAACUAACUCCCAUACAGUUUGGUAAUAGGCAGAAGAUGGAUGGACCCACAGAGCAGUGUGAUGAUCCUAUUCCUUCUACUGUUCAGAUGAACUGCUCAGCAGAAUUUGCUUCUAUCUGUGAGACAGUAUUAACCAGUAAAGCAUUUACGAGCUGCAACAUGCUUGUCAAUGUUCAGGACUACAUCGAAACUUGCAUACAAGACCUAUGCCACUGUGAUAGUUCUAUGGCUGACUUCUGUAUGUGUAACACUUUUGCUGAAUACUCCCGGCAGUGUGCUCAUGCAGGUGGACAACCUCUGAACUGGAGAACCUCACAACUGUGUCCCAAAUCAUGUCCGUUCAACAUGCAAUACCAUGAGUGUGGCUCUCCCUGCUCUGACACGUGCAGCAACCCGGAACGAUCUGCACUUUGUGAAGACCAUUGUACAGAUGGCUGCGUCUGUCCUCCAGGAAUGGUGUUUGAUGACGUUAAUGGUGCUGGCUGCAUUCCCCGUAGAGAAUGCCACUGUACCUAUGAAGAUGAAACAUAUGCUCCUGGUGCCUCCUUCUCAUCUAAAUGCAGAUCAUGUACCUGUGUUGGAGGUGAAUGGUCUUGUGUCACUCAGUCAUGCCCUGGGACUUGCAGUAUUGAAGGAGGCUCCCACAUUUCAACAUUUGAUGAGAAACAUUACUCUUUCUUCGGAGACUGUAGCUAUGUCCUAACCAAGCUCUGUGACAGCAAUGAAUUCACAGUUCUGGGAGACAUCCACAAGUGUGGCCUGACUGAAACUGAGACGUGCCUCAAGGGUAUAGCCAUCAGCCUGAGUGGAGGACAAACUAACAUUGUGAUCCAACCUUCUGGUAGUGUAUUUGUGAAUAUGAUCUACACACAGCUGCCAUUCUCAGCAGCAAAUGUCACCAUCUUCAGACCUUCAUCCUUCUUCAUCAUUCUGCAAACAACCUUUGGUCUUCAGCUACAGGUUCAACUUGUGCCUUUCAUGCAACUUUUUAUAGACUUAGACCCCUCACAUAAAGGGCAGACCUGUGGUCUCUGUGGAAACUUCAAUGACAUGCAGACAGAUGAUUUCAAAACCACCAGUGGUGUAAUAGAGGGUACUUCAGCUGCCUUUGGCAAUACUUGGAAAACUCGGGCUGAUUGUCCUGAUGCCAAAAAUACCUUUGAGAACCCCUGUACUGUCAGCAUACAAAAUGACCAGUAUGCUCAGCACUGGUGCGGACUGCUCUCUGAUACUAUGGGACCUUUUGCUGAAUGUCACUCAACAGUGAAUCCAGAAGUUUACCAGAAGAACUGCAUGUUUGACACGUGUAACUGUGAGAAGAGUGAGGACUGCAUGUGUGCUGCCCUUUCAAGCUAUGUCAGAGCCUGUGCUGCUAAAGGAGUUCUCCUCCCUGGAUGGAGAAGCAAAGCCUGCACAAAAUACACCACCUUGUGUCCGAAAUCUUUGAAGUACACUUACAAUGUUGAUACCUGUCAACCCACCUGCCGGUCUCUGAGUGAGCCUGAUGUCACAUGCAGCAUUAAGUUUGUCCCAGUUGACGGCUGCACCUGCAUAAAUGGAACAUACAUGGAUGAAACUGGCAAAUGUGUGCCUGCAUCUAGCUGUCCUUGUUACUACAAAGGAAUGCCUCUGUCUUCCGGAGAAGUUAUUCAUGAUAACGGUGUUGUCUGCACUUGCACGUACGGAAAACUGAGCUGCAUUGGAGAGAAACCUGAACCAGUCUGUGUACCUCCCAUGGUUUAUAUCGACUGUGGUAACGCCACUGCAGAUGUGGUAGGAGCAGGAUGCCAGAAGAGCUGUCAGACUCUAGAUAUGGAAUGCUACAGAACUCACUGCGUCUCUGGCUGUGUAUGUCCUCAUGAUCAAGUGUUAGAUGGCAAAGGAGGUUGUAUAGCUCCAGAAGACUGUCCAUGUAUUCACAAUGGGAAUUCCUACAAUCCAGGAGAAUCAAUCAGAGUUGGCUGUAACAACUGCACAUGUAGAAACAGAAAAUGGCAUUGCUCUGAGGAACCCUGCCUGGAAACGUGUUCUGUUUAUGGAGAUGGGCAUUAUACCACCUUUGAUGGCAAACGCUUUGAUUUUGAAGGAGACUGUGAAUAUGUUCUGGUCCAGAACUAUUGUGGUCAACAAGCUAUGAAUCAGGGAACCUUCAGAGUCAUCACUGAGAACAUUCCAUGUGGCACUACAGGAACCACCUGCUCUAAAUCUAUUAAAGUUUUCUUGGGGAACUAUGAGCUGGUACUCAGUGAUGGACACUCUGAUGUCAUCCAGAGGACACCUGGAGGAAAAAUGCCAUUCCAAAUCCGUUCCAUGGGUAUCUACCUAGUAGUUGACACCACUGCUGGUCUGAUACUCAUGUGGGACAAGAAGACCAGUAUAUUCAUCAAACUUAGUCCCAGCUUUCAGGGACAUAUUUGUGGACUUUGUGGAAACUAUGAUGGCAAUGGAAAUAAUGACUUCACUACUCGCAGUCAGUCUGUGGUAGGAAAUGUGCUGGAGUUUGCCAAUAGCUGGAAAGUGUCUUCUAGUUGCCCAAAUGCCAAUCGUACGAAGGAUCCAUGCACUGCAAACCCAUACAGGAAAGCCUGGGCACAGAAGCAAUGCAGCAUCAUUACCAGUGAAGUGUUUGCAAAGUGUCACUCCCAGGUUGAACCAAACGAAUAUUAUCAAGCAUGUGUGGAUGAUGCUUGUGCCUGCGACACUGGAGGAGACUGUGAAUGUUUCUGCACAGCAGUAGCUGCCUAUGCUCAAGCAUGCAAUGAGCUGGACAUUUGCAUUUCAUGGAGAACCCCAUCCAUAUGUCCUCUAUUCUGUGAUUACUACAAUCCACAAGGGGAAUGUGAGUGGCACUACAAACCAUGUGGAGCCCCUUGUAUGAAGACCUGCAACAAUCCAAGUGGGAACUGCCUUCAUGAGAUGAGAGGUUUGGAAGGCUGCUAUCCACACUGUCCAAAAAAUAAGCCCUAUUUUGAUGAAGAAACCAUGACCUGUGUUUCUAAUUGUGGUUGUUAUGAAAAUGGGAAAAAUUACAAACCAGGAAUGGAGAUGCCUCCAAAGCAGAAUUGUGAAUCAUGUGAAUGUACAAUUCAUGGCAAAGAAUGCAGAUAUAACGAACACGAAUGUGUCUGCUUCUAUGAGGGACAGAAAUAUAACUACAAAGAUGUGGUCUACAACACUACAGAUGGAACAGGAGGGUGUAUUGUUGCAAUCUGUGGUUCCAAUGGAACACUUGAAAGGAUUAUCUAUGAGUGUCCAAUCUCAACGUCACCCACAACAGCAACAACAUUUCAUUUCAGCACUACACCACCUGCCAGUACUUCCACAGUGUCACCAACCACAUCAGUAUGUGUUCAUGAAGUCUGUGAGUGGUCAGAAUGGUAUGAUGGCAGUCUGCAAACCCCCGGCUAUGACGGUGGAGAUUUUGAAACCUUCAAUGAUUUAAGAGCUAAAGGUUAUGAAGUUUGUAAAGCUCCACGGGAUGUUCAAUGCAGAGCAGAAAAAUUCCCUGAUAUACCACUGAAAGACCUUGGCCAAAAAGUAGAAUGCAGUACAACAGCUGGGCUUAUAUGUUACAACAAAGACCAAAUUUCAACAAUGUGCAAUAAUUAUGAGAUCAGAGUCCUAUGCUGUGUUUUUGUACCAUGCUCUUCUUCAACAUAUCCAGUCUCUACAACUUCUGAAAGUACAACAUUGAUACAUUCAACAUCUGAAGAAACAACAACCACAACCAUAAUGACAACACCGCUCACCACCUUUACUUCAACACCUUCUCUUUGCUUUAAAGAAGAAUGUUACUGGUCCAGAUGGUAUGAUGUCAGUUAUCCAGGGUCUGGUUAUGAUGAUGGAGAUUUCGACACCAUUCAGAACAUUAAAAAAAAAGGAUACAAAGUCUGUGCUAACAGAAGGGAUGUGGAAUGCAGAGCAGUGAGGUUUCCUAACACACCAUAUCCUCUCCUGGAGCAAAAUAUCCUGUGCAAUACAGAAGAAGGCUUGAAAUGUUACAAUAAAGACCAAUUGCCGCCGAUUUGCUAUAAUUAUGAACUAAGAUUUAAAUGCUGUGAAAAUAUAACAGUACCAUGCCAAACAACCACUGAAAGUAUUAGUACUGCAAAAACAACAGAACCAACUACACUUUCUUCAACAGGAUUCAGUACAACAUCCACAGAAGUAUCAACAACUCCACACUUGAUAACAAAACACAAGACAACACCACCAGAAACAAAUGCACCACAAACAGAUCACAUUAUUACAAGAACUACAACUAAAAAAACAGCACAAACUCAAAAAGAAACAACUACUGCCACGACCACAACGCCCUUGACAAUUACAACUACACCACGCACUGGACACCAGACCACCACCACUACGACAGUAACCACCCCCUGUGAACCCGAAGUGUGCACCUGGAGCGAAUGGUUCGACGUCGACUUCCCCUCCGCCGGGCCCAACCAGGGAGACUUCGAAACCUACCAGCACAUCCGGGCCGCCGGGAAGCACGUCUGCCAGCGUCCAAAGGAGAUCGAGUGCCGGGCGGAGGACUACCCCGACGUUCCCGUCCAGCAGGUGGGGCAGGUCGUGCAGUGCGACGUCCACUAUGGACUGGUGUGCAAGAACGAGGACCAGACUGGAAAAUUCAAGAUGUGCCUCAACUACAGGAUACGCGUCCUCUGCUGCACCCCCAACUACAACUGCGUAAGCCCCACCACCAGCCCCACCACCAGCCCCACCACCAUCACCAGGCCCACGGCAAGCAGCACGCUCCCAACCUCCACCUCAGUCACGACCUCCACCUCCACCUUCCACUCUUCCACCACGCUGCCCACCUCCUCAGAAACCACGUCCACUUCCACCACCACCACCAGCCCCACGCCAACGCCUCCCACAGCCACUCCCACCAUCACCUCCACCACGUCCACCACCCCCUGUGAACCCGAAGUGUGCACCUGGAGCGAAUGGUUCGACGUCGACUUCCCCUCCGCCGGGCCCAACCAGGGAGACUUCGAAACCUACCAGCACAUCCGGGCCACCGGGAAGCACGUCUGCCAGCGUCCAAAGGAGAUCGAGUGCCGGGCGGAGGACUACCCCGACAUUCCCGUCCAGCAGGUGGGGCAGGUCGUGCAGUGCGACGUCCACUAUGGACUGGUGUGCAAGAACGAGGACCAGACUGGAAAAUUCAAGAUGUGCCUCAACUACAGGAUACGCGUCCUCUGCUGCACCCCCAACUACAACUGCGUAAGCCCCACCACCAGCCCCACCACCAGCCCCACCACCAUCACCAGGCCCACGGCAAGCAGCACGCUCCCAACCUCCACCUCAGUCACGACCUCCACCUCCACCUUCCACUCUUCCACCACGCUGCCCACCUCCUCAGAAACCACGUCCACUUCCACCACCACCACCAGCCCCACGCCAACGCCUCCCACAGCCACUCCCACCGUCACCUCCACCACAUCCACCACCCCCUGUGAACCCGAAGUGUGCACCUGGAGCGAAUGGUUCGACGUCGACUUCCCCUCCGCCGGGCCCAACCAGGGAGACUUCGAAACCUACCAGCACAUCCGGGCCGCCGGGAAGCACGUCUGCCAGCGUCCAAAGGAGAUCGAGUGCCGGGCGGAGGACUACCCCGACGUUCCCGUCCAGCAGGUGGGGCAGGUCGUGCAGUGCGACGUCCACUAUGGACUGGUGUGCAAGAACGAGGACCAGACUGGAAAAUUCAAGAUGUGCCUCAACUACAGGAUACGCGUCCUCUGCUGCACCCCCAACUACAACUGCGUAAGCCCCACCACCAGCCCCACCACCAGCCCCACCACCAUCACCAGGCCCACGGCAAGCAGCACGCUCCCAACCUCCACCUCAGUCACGACCUCCACCUCCACCUUCCACUCUUCCACCACGCUGCCCACCUCCUCAGAAACCACGUCCACUUCCACCACCACCACCAGCCCCACGCCAACGCCUCCCACAGCCACUCCCACCGUCACCUCCACCACGUCCACCACCCCCUGUGAACCCGAAGUGUGCACCUGGAGCGAAUGGUUCGACGUCGACUUCCCCUCCGCCGGGCCCAACCAGGGAGACUUCGAAACCUACCAGCACAUCCGGGCCACCGGGAAGCACGUCUGCCAGCGUCCAAAGGAGAUCGAGUGCCGGGCGGAGGACUACCCCGACAUUCCCGUCCAGCAGGUGGGGCAGGUCGUGCAGUGCGACGUCCACUAUGGACUGGUGUGCAAGAACGAGGACCAGACUGGAAAAUUCAAGAUGUGCCUCAACUACAGGAUACGCGUCCUCUGCUGCACCCCCAACUACAACUGCGUAAGCCCCACCACCAGCCCCACCACCAGCCCCACCACCAUCCCCACCCCCAUCACCAGGCCCACGGCAAGCAGCACGCUCCCAACCUCCACCUCAGUCACGACCUCCACCUCCACCUUCCACUCUUCCACCACGCUGCCCACCUCCUCAGAAACCACGUCCACUUCCACCACCACCACCAGCCCCACGCCAACGCCUCCCACAGCCACUCCCACCGUCACCUCCACCACAUCCACCACCCCCUGUGAACCCGAAGUGUGCACCUGGAGCGAAUGGUUCGACGUCGACUUCCCCUCCGCCGGGCCCAACCAGGGAGACUUCGAAACCUACCAGCACAUCCGGGCUGCCGGGAAGCACGUCUGCCAGCGUCCAAAGGAGAUCGAGUGCCGGGCGGAGGACUACCCCGACGUUCCCGUCCAGCAGGUGGGGCAGGUCGUGCAGUGCGACGUCCACUAUGGACUGGUGUGCAAGAACGAGGACCAGACUGGAAAAUUCAAGAUGUGCCUCAACUACAGGAUACGCGUCCUCUGCUGCACCCCCAACUACAACUGCGUAAGCCCCACCACCAGCCCCACCACCAUCACCAGGCCCACGGCAAGCAGCACGCUCCCAACCUCCACCUCAGUCACGACCUCCACCUCCACCUUCCACUCUUCCACCACGCUGCCCACCUCCUCAGAAACCACGUCCACUUCCACCACCAUCACCAGCCCCACGCCAACGCCUCCCACAGCCACUCCCACCGUCACCUCCACCACAUCCACCACCCCCUGUGAACCUGAAGUGUGCACCUGGAGCGAAUGGUUCGACGUCGACUUCCCCUCCACCGGGCCCAACCAGGGAGACUUCGAAACCUACCAGCACAUCCGGGCCGCCGGGAAGCACGUCUGCCAGCGUCCAAAGGAGAUCGAGUGCCGGGCGGAGGACUACCCCGACGUUCCCGUCCAGCAGGUGGGGCAGGUCGUGCAGUGCGACGUCCACUAUGGACUGGUGUGCAAGAACGAGGACCAGACUGGAAAAUUCAAGAUGUGCCUCAACUACAGGAUACGCGUCCUCUGCUGCACCCCCAACUACAACUGCGAAAGCCCCACCACCAGCCCCACCACCACCAGUACCAGAAGCGAACCUUUCUGGACCAGGACUCCAUCUCCGAUUUUAACAACGCCAUGUUUCUGCAAGAUUGGCGACUCUAUUUUUUCCCCUGGUGAUCUGAUUUACAACAGAAUGGAUAGUGAUGGAUGUAGAUUUUAUGCAAUCUGUAGCCCAGUAUGUACUGUUGAGCGACACAGUGUACCUUGUAAUGUCACUACUCCUUUAUCCACUACUUCCUCUGAGUGGUCUACCACAACAACAUCAAUUCCUCUGUCAACCACUACGAAAAGUUCUCAUUUUCACGGCUGUGUUUCUAAUACAUACCCUCUCCUACAGCCUGGAGAACAUUACAAAUUAUCCAACUGUACAGAAGUCAUCUGUAAAGGAGACAAUGAUAUAGACAUAGUACCAACAUACUGCCCACCUGUAAAGGAAAUUACCUGUGCAAACAAAUAUCCUCCAGUCCUAGUACCUGAUGAAAAUGGCUGCUGUUACCGAUAUGAGUGUCAAUGUGUGUGUAGUGGAUGGGGUGACCCUCAUUACAUCACAUUUGAUGGAAUCUACUAUACUUUCCUUGAAAACUGCACUUACGUCCUGGUGAAACAGAUUAUUCCUAAAUAUGACAACUUCCGUGUUUACAUCGACAAUUAUUACUGCGAUGCAAGAGAUGGACUCUCCUGCCCUAAAUCCAUUCUUAUUUUCUACAAAUCUGCAGAAGUGGUGUUGACUCGGGAACUCAUGAAUGGUGUCAUGACCAAUGUGAUGUACUUCAACAAAAAGAUUGUCAAACCAGGCUUCGAAAAAGACGGCAUUUCUUUCUCCACUCUUGGCAUCAAUAUGAUUGUUGAAAUAAAAGAGAUUGGUGCAACUAUCACCUUUAGUGGUCUAAUCUUCUCUGUGAAACUCCCAUACAGCAAAUUUGGCAACAACACUGAAGGACAGUGUGGAACAUGUACAAAUAACAAAGCAGAUGAAUGCCGUUUACCAAGCGGUAAGAUCAUUUCUUCCUGUCCCCAAAUGGCUCAUCACUGGAUUGUUGAUGACAACAAGACGUGUCAUGGAGUACCAAUAGUACCAACUAUAACCACACCUCCACCAAAGCCUCAUUGUGAAACACCUCCUCUCUGCAAGCUUAUCUUGAGCGAGAUUUUUGCAGAAUGUCAUGCUGUGAUACCACCAGAACCAUUUUUCAAAGGCUGUGUUUUCGAUGGAUGUCGCAUAGAUGAUGAAUCCAUGCAGUGUUCCAGUUUGGAGAUAUAUGCUACAGAGUGUGCGUCUAGAGGUGUCUGCAUUGACUGGAGAGGAAAGACCAACAAUACAUGCUCAUUCAGCUGUCCAGCAAGCUUGGUAUACAAGCCAUGUGGGCCCAUUAAUCCUGAUACCUGUGAUCAAAGCUCUGUUGAGCAUCCUGGCUUUGGAAUAACUGAAGGCUGUUUCUGUCCUGAAGGAACGACACUCCUGAGUGCAGAGAGCAAUAUCUGUGUCCCUGAAUGUUCUUGCAGGGAACCAAAUGGAGUACCCAGAUGGGUGAGUAUCACAAUCAAUGUGGCUUAA